AUGAGCAGUUGUUAUUUAUUAGAUGUCCACAUUAUUAGUGAGUGGGUGAGUAGUGAGGAUAUGUUAUUACUAGGAGCUCUGGUUUGUCUGAAGUUCUAUUUGAGCAAUUCAACAUCUCUUGUUAACUCUCUCACCUUAUCUGGGAAGGGUCAACCACGAGUGAGUAGCGAGACCCAUUUCCAUUUCGCGAGCUAUGCUAUGUAUUUCCAAAUGAUUCACUAUGGAGGUAUCACUCCAUGA
This is a messenger RNA of Botrytis fragariae, 240 nucleotides long. RefSeq lists its product as uncharacterized. Bases 1 to 240 code for a protein of 79 amino acids. NCBI's taxonomy places the organism in Eukaryota, Fungi, Ascomycota, Leotiomycetes, Helotiales, Sclerotiniaceae. The transcript is spliced from 3 exons. The record is from RefSeq and is a predicted model, not a curated record.